Caenorhabditis briggsae is the source of this 2589-nucleotide messenger RNA. RefSeq names its product Protein CBR-DAAM-1 (gene Cbr-daam-1). Gene Ontology annotation, molecular function: actin binding. The transcript is spliced from 7 exons. Gene Ontology annotation, biological process: positive regulation of actin filament polymerization. The record is from RefSeq and is a predicted model, not a curated record. Bases 1 to 2589 code for a protein of 862 amino acids. Lineage: Eukaryota; Metazoa; Nematoda; Chromadorea; Rhabditida; Rhabditidae.
AUGACCAUAUGUUUCUUCUUCCGUCUUUAUUUGUACACUUGCCCUCUGUCCCCGCGCUUCAGUGGUUGCUCCUCUAUCUUGACCAGAAACUUAAUGCACUGGGCUUCAAGACUAUUUUUGCUGGUAUUUCUAUGUUUUGGAACAAUUUGCACUUAUUUGACGCUAGUUGGAUAUGUGUGUAUGAGGAAUUUGAUUACGAUAGUCGCGAUCGAAAUUCUGUCCGGAUUGUGCUUCAUUCCGGACGAGGGACACAUCCAGGUUCUUCGAGCCAUCACAGAGUUCACUGUAAAAUGCUCUUUUUUCCAGGUUAGCACGUUGCUCGGCGAACGAACCCGCUUCCAGACGCUUGUCUCCGACUUGCACCGUACGUAUUCAACGGACAGAGACACCGACAGGGUCAGAACUGCCAUAUUUGGACUAAUCAAUGCAUUGCUAAGGACUGGCGCAGCUGAGAACUGUGCCAUCUAUCGUCAACACCUCCGCUCCGAACUCCUAAUGCUGGGAAUGUCAACGACCCUGGAGCAGUGUCGUGGGACAGCUUCACAACGGUUGGAGGAUCAUAUCGAUCUGUUUGAAAUGAUGCGGAAGGAAGACGAGAUAUCUCUAGCUGGAAGUUGUACCAGCAGUGAUAUCUCUUCAUCAUCUGGAACCUCGUCUCCAAUCGAUUUUGAAUCAGUAGUUGGGAUGGCAGAGGCACUUCAUCUAAAAUUAAAACAUAGUCUAGCGCUUCCACAUUUUCAUUCCCUACUCCAACAUCUCUUCAUGGUACCCGCUGAUGAUCAACAUGUUCCGCUAUGGCGUCUUUUUGAUCUCAUUCUUCAACAUCUGACGCUUCAAACCACUGUGAAUGGAAUGACAGAUGUUAACUCGCCUAUACAGAACCACGUGGAUAUGGCGGAAAUCUUGGCACGCCUUCAGAAUCAUUGCGACUAUGAACGAAUAGCUAAGGAACUGGAGAAGGCAAAAGAAGAUAUGGAUAUGGAGAGAACGAGGAUAUUGGAAUUGGAAAAUCGGUUGGCAGAUUUCAGUGAUGGACGAGCUGGUAGUAGAAUCUCCCUUGCAUCAACCUCGGCAUCCUCCAGCCCCUCUGAUCCGUGCCCUUCGCCUCCUCUACUUCCUCCGAUCUGUCCUCCAGCUCCUCCUCCACCACCGCCAAUCAACGGAUUACUGUCAGGUGAUGCACCGAAAGACGCGUUGAAGAAUGUACCCGAACCUUCUGGAAACAUGAAAACGCUGAAUUGGCAAAGGCUGAUUUCUGAGAAAACGAAAGGAACCGUUUGGGAUGGGAUUGAUGAUGAGAAGAUUUACAAACAAUUGGAUUUGCAAGAGUUGAAUGGAUGUUUUGCGGCAAGUUCAUCACAUAAGGAUGAGGAUACCGACACGUUAUAUGGGACGAUCAAUAGGAGGCCGCAGCAGGCAAAUAUCACUGUCAUCGAUCCUCGCCGCUAUCAGAACUGCACCAUCAUGCUUUCCAAACUGAAACUCUCCCAUAAAGAAAUCAAACAAGCGAUGAUGUCAAUGGAUGAGAAAUGCAAGCUGCCCAAGGACAUGAUUGAACAAAUGCUGAAAUUUAUGCCAACGAAAGAAGAGCUUUCCCAGAUCAAUGACAGUGUUCAGAAGCAUGGAGGAUCCCCGACUGUCCUUGCAUUGGCUGAUCGAUACAUGUUCGAGAUUUCCAGCAUUCCAAGAUUCGAACAACGUCUUCGAUGUCUUCAUAUUAUUCGAAGCUUCCAUGAUAGAGUUGAAGCUCUCGUUCCAUUUAUUCAAGUCGUGCUGAAAGCCACGUCAUCCAUUCAACAGAACAAACGAUUCCGCCAAAUAUUGACUAUUAUUCUAGCUGUUGGAAACUAUUUGAAUUUUGGGAAACGAAAUGGAAACGCUUAUGGAUUUGAAAUCGCAUCGAUCAAUAAGUUGUCAGAUGUUAAAAAUACAUUGAGGAAUGAUAGAAAUCUUCUACACUUUGUGGUUCAAUUCAUCGAAAAGAAAUAUCCAGAUUUGACGAAAUUCAAAAAAGACCUGGCUACAGUAACCGAGGCAGCGAGAUUCAGUCAAUCAGAAACUGCGGCGGAGAUUCGAAGUCUAGAAGAAUCCCUCUUAAUCGUCAGAAAGGAACUGAACCUCCUGGAAUCUUCAGAGCUCCCCGAGCACAUUUCAUUAGAAGGGGAUAGAUUCGGACACGUGGCAAAAGGAUUCAUUGAGAAGGCCACAGGAGAGUAUCACAACUUGGAUAAGAUGUUUAGAGAAAUGAAGAAUAAGUUCUCCGAGUGCGCCAAAUACUUCUGCUACUCGCCAUCUGGAGGAAAUCCAAUUCCAGAAGAGUUUUUCUCAGUGAUCAAUAAAUUCCUGAUCACAUUCAACGAAUAUCAUCAUCAACUCUGGGUCGAGGUGGAGGAAGAGGAGAAGAUCAAACGGCAAACCAUUGCUAGAUCGUUCUUGGCGAAGAAAUCCACCACCCGCCGAAAAGAGAACCACAAAGAGCGAGACUUCGAACAGCUGAUCUCCGCCCUCCAAUCCGGUGACAUCUUCAAAGAAGAGCUCUCACGUCUUCGGACAUCAUUCCGACCCAAAAAAUCUGUCAAGUCAUCAUAA